Messenger RNA from Alternaria incomplexa, 1572 nucleotides. RefSeq lists its product as uncharacterized. The record is from RefSeq and is a predicted model, not a curated record. The coding region runs from base 1 to 1572 and encodes 523 amino acids. NCBI's taxonomy places the organism in Eukaryota, Fungi, Ascomycota, Dothideomycetes, Pleosporales, Pleosporaceae. The transcript has a single exon.
AUGGUGCGCUCACUCCCCUACCUCAGUCGCGUCAUGGACAAAUUACCACAAGAGCUGAUCAACCGCAUUGUGUAUUUCGCAGAGCGGUACCCAGACCAGGAACAGCGGGCUUCCGCGAUAGGACAAUCUUUCGAGCCCGAUGGUUCGCCAUCUCAAUUUCCUCGCCUCGCGAUCCUCAAUCGCACUUGGAAGGAAGCAGUUGAGACCAUUACAUUUCACCGUCUAGGCAUCAAAAGCGAUGAGCUGGAAUCGCUUCAGUCCAUCGUAACAGGAAAUCGCCGCAACUAUCUUUCCUGGAUCAGUUUCGAAGCGGAAUUGCCAACAUAUUCGGAAGAAGCAUUCGAACACAAGGAGUCACGACUUGAUCAACAUGCCAACAACGAGGCAUUUACAAAAGCUGUAAGCGAUCUUUUCACGGUGCUGCGAAGCUGGGAAGACAACGGUGUGAAGAAUGGAGUGCGGCUUACCAUCGUGGGAGCUACGUCCCCGACCGACGCUCGGGAAGUGGAUGAGUUCGAGAUUGAGCAUGGUCUCAGCAGAGAUAUUCAAUCCGCUCGUUGGGCAGAGUCGUACCUGCGCCUUGUUGAACCCGAAAAUCUGCCCACAUUGUCUAAUCUGCAGCACCUCACUAUCGAGCGGACGGGCGUGCGAAACCUUGCGCCAAGCGUUGCACCAGAUUUAGCAGUGGCAAUGCCAGAGCUCAGGACAGUGGACUGGGAGUUUCCAGACUACGAGGCUGGUUCUGACGCGGGGUCGGAUCAGGACUCGUUGGAUUCAGACUAUGAUCCAGAGUGGGAACCGGCGACAUCUCCCAAGGCGCGUGGUGAGGCGCGCGCUGAAUUUGCUAAUAAGCUCUCGCCGACGCAUUUCCGCUCACUCCAUUCUGCCAACAUGGUCUUUGUACACUGCACCCCUUUAGAUCAGAGGUAUACAGUUCCGAGCAUUGUGCCAGAAGGCUACACACACGACCCGUUCAGUUCAUCAAUCCGAACCUUCUCACAAUGUCUUACAACCCUUACCCUGAGUGCGCACGUCGACCCUACGCUAUUCUGGCCAUCAGACGAAAACGCGACGCCACCGUCUUGGCCACGCUUGAAGUCCUUCGACAUCACGUUUGACAUGGUCGCUCCAUCAGGCAAAUGGUACUUCACUGGUGCAACACCGGCCGACGACCCCCACGACGACCCCGUGCGCGGCAUUGUUGGGAGUGUCGAUACGCGCGAGUUCAGCUGGCAUGACUUCCGGCAGCACCCCGACCCAGAAACCUUUGAUCCUUUUCUCGGCGCGCUCGCAAAAGCCGUUGAUUGCAUGCCUGUUCUUGAGUCCUUCAUGCUUACGUCUGAGAUGACGGGUAAGACGGGGAGACUGCACAUUUCGUAUCACGCGCCGGGCCAGAAAGCGGAGUGGGGUGAUGAAGGACCGGAGGAUGAACAGUACAGGAGGAUUUACUACGCGUGUGAGACGGGAGUAUGGGUACCAGAGCCAAAGACUUCUGAAGGGCUGAAACGCGCAGGGAUGCAAAAGUAUGGCGGAGAGGCCAUCGAGCGAUACGUGGGAAGCCAGUACUAUUGA